AUGUCUCUCGUUAACUCCUCACGCAAGCUGUUGGCCGUUCUCCUGGCCAUCGGCGCCGCUGYUCAGGAUGGACCUCUUGCCCUCUGCUCCGAUGAUCAGUGCGACAACUGCCCAAAUGCCGUCACGACGACUGGCACCGGUUACCCAGCUUGCGUAAUCUACAACCGUGACACWGUACUCGGUGGUACCGUUGACGACUACGAAGGGCUGGAGAAUGACCUGAGAAAGGUCUACUUUGAUGUUGCACCAUUGGAGAACAAGGAAUGCAGGACCAUCAUUCGGAGUCCAGCUUACACAACCGAUCCAAACUGCGGUGUGCCAGUGUUCGCAGGCAAUCAGGGAGGCUGCUACCCUGCRGAGGUCGAUACUACUUUCAUGGUGCAGUUCUGCUGUGGCAUUGGUGACUGUGGCGCUGCUGGCGCCCAGCGUCGCGACGGCGGCUUCUCCUCGAGCUCCAGCUUGGUGCUGCGUGACAGCGAGGGAAGUGUUGUUGUCCCGCAUGCCGUUGGCGAUAUCUUGGGAGAUAUGACUGAAGUCUUCAUGGAGGAUCAUGGCCUCAACUCCACGUCCGUGAAGAAGGUCCGCUCCGCCGAUGGAACCGUUGUAUACAAGUUUGGCUACGGCAUGGAAGAUGCUGUGCAGAAGCGCGAUUGCGACACCUACAUUGCAGAUGGUGCGCCUUACACCAAGAUCAGCAGCGAGACAUCUAUCAUCUCUGGAGACAUCUGUGAUACCACCACGGACAGCACCGUCCAAUACUCAAGCAGUGUCUCACGCUCCACCACAUUUGGCGCGUCUGUGAGCGACCCAUUCGGUAUCGUGUCUGCCUCAAUCGACUUCACCAUCGAGGAGAGUGCGUCGCAAUCCACCAGUUAUACAAUUGGGCCAAAGGAGCAUCAGUGYGGACACAUCACUUGGACUCCCAUCCUGCUUUGCACAGGCGGGACCAUCACUGGAUGUGAUGGCGGCGACCAGACUGGCGAAGUUUGCACCGCAAGGCGUAUCAGCGACAACGAGGUUGAUGGCCGCUACUCGUUCGUUCAGACAAGUUAA
Molecule: messenger RNA, 1053 nt
Organism: Ramularia collo-cygni
Lineage: Eukaryota; Fungi; Ascomycota; Dothideomycetes; Mycosphaerellales; Mycosphaerellaceae
Exons: 6
Coding region: 1-1053 (350 amino acids)
Source: RefSeq, a predicted model, not a curated record